AUGUUCAGCCUCAUGAAAUUACCAAGAGUCGUCACCAUCAAUCAAGUGCCCAAAGAGUUCCAUGAGGACAGCAUAAUCUCUGGGUACCGUCACCCCCGUAGUUCUGCCACGGACUGCAUUCUAAGUCUUUUUCAGCUGACCAACGAGACUCUUAAUAUUUGGACCCACUUCUUGCCCACCUGGUACUUCCUAUGGAAACUUGUAAGUGUUGUUCUAAUGCAAACUGUGUGGCAGCAUCCCUUCACCUGGCCUCUGGUGGUCUUAAUAGUUUCAAGUUGCAUAUAUCCACUGGCAUCAAGCUGUGCUCACACUUUCAACAGCAUGUCGCCACGGGCGCGGCACAUGUGCUUUUAUUUUGACUAUGGAGCCCUGAGUCUCUACAGCAUGGGUUCUGCAAUUGCAUAUUCAGCGUACGUGUUUCCAGACAAGUGGGUAAACAACAUCUUGCACCAGAGUUUCAUCCCUGUUGCUCUGCUUAACUCGGUUAUAUGUACCAGCCUUGCCUGCUACUCCAGGCUUGGCUUACCAAUUCUUCAUCAUAAUCAUGACCUUGUAAAGAGAUUUCCUGAGUGCCGGAGUCCGAGGUUCAGAAAAGCAUUACGCAUUGUUGCAUUUGCCUUCCCUUACCUGUUUGACAGCAUUCCUCUCCUUUACAGGGUUUUUCUGUGUGAAGGGGAAGGCUGCACAGACAACGACGCCAAUGUCUUCCACAAGACCCACAUUGGAUUGGCUUUCCUAACUGGUUUUCUGUUUGCGACACAUUUACCUGAGCGCUUGGCGCCGGGCAGCUUCGACUAUAUUGGUAACAGUCAUCAACUUUUCCAUGUCUUUGGCGUCCUUGGCACCCACAUCCAGAUAAUGGCGAUUGAGCGUGAUAUGACAUUACGACGUUCCUUGCUUCUCGACCACUCCCUAGCCAUCACCUUUGGCAACUCAGUGGGUGUAACACUACUUUGUCUGCUGCUCAACCUGACCAUCGUCCUUCUCUUCAGCCUACCGCUCCUCUCUACACGAAUCGAUCAACAAAAGAAACAAAAUAGUUCGGCAAAGGCAAUGUAA
Nerophis lumbriciformis (worm pipefish) is the source of this 1059-nucleotide messenger RNA. The record is from RefSeq and is a predicted model, not a curated record. Lineage: Eukaryota; Metazoa; Chordata; Actinopteri; Syngnathiformes; Syngnathidae.